CAUUUAUUUUUCCAUCUACCUGGUGUAUAAUUUUCUCUAUCUAUGAGUGAGGAAAGAGAGAAAGGAGAGAGUUUUGUUUUAAUAUCGGUCCUUUCUUUCCUCUUCUCCACUCUUCCAUCCCUCUCACCAAACCAUAUCAUACCUGCCAGUCCCUCCUUGCCUGUUCAUACCUAACUGCUGCCAUCAGUUCAUUAUUCCCCAUCCUAAUGCCUUUUUCUGUCUCUUGAGUCUGAUGUUUUAUGAACUUGGAUGAAUUUUCUUCAAAGACAACUAAAAAACUCCUCAUGAAUGACUUUUUCCCCUUUUCCUUCUCUUUUUGGUCCCUCCACACCCAUUUUCUUUGCAUCACACUCUUGCGGGAUUCUUAAAUGUUACUCUAGACUGAGGAAGAGGAGAGCACAGAGCGGGGCUGGCAAACUCAUGAUCAUGACCGGCUAAAGCAAGCACAGGCAAGGAACGAAAGAAAGCUGAAGAAGAAGGAGGAGGAGGAGGAAGGGUGGGAAGAAAAGGACUGUGUACACACACAUACACACGCUCACACACACUGCUGCUCAUCCUUAUCUCCACAGCAACUGUGUUCACACACUCACAUACUUCUGGGAGGGGACCUCAGUGAGCUAGUGUUGGAGGAGGAAGAGGAAUCAGAUGGAAAAAGACGGUUGAAAGAUCUUCUAUCACCCUCUUAUAUCAUCUUUCAGUUUCUUUUAGUAAUUGAAAGUGCUUGUUAACAUUUUGAGCUGAUGUUCAACUUUUUAAGUCGAGUCAAAACCAUAUAUUCUCCAGGAUCCCUGCAGACUCUUCUUUUUCGCCUGAAAACGUUAUUUCUAAGCACUCUUCUGCUCUUUUCAAAAACAGUCUUCAUGUUAAGCUAAUAGAAUUUGAAUGAAUGAUUUAGAACUUUUUAUGACACUUAAAAUCAGCCGUCUUCCCACAUACUGAGGCUCGAGCAUCGCCCACCUGCACCCCCAUUCAACCCCAAAGUACACUCCCCCUCUCCUGCUGCAAGACCCAACUCCAGGCUUCUGUGUGUGACUUCAUCUGCCUACCAUCCCUUCAUCCGAGGCUAUGAGAGGAGGAGUCGAACCCCAGAUCAUUCCAUCAUGCCAGUUCUGAAGAGCAGAGAGGAGAUCCGGGCUGGCAAUGUUCAAGGGACUGCAUUUACACUCCUCCACAAUGCUUGUCAGCCUCCACCCUUCUCCCUCCUGUCUUCAGGACAAGCAUUACGUCUUCCCCUCCUCCUCUCCUCGCCAUCAGCGUCCUCCUCCGCCUCCUCCUCCAGGCCAGCCCUCUCAUCAUCCUUAUCUCCAGCCUCGGCUGACUGGGCCUUUCCUCACCUGGUCCUUCUCUCUGCUCCUCAUUUCCAUACUCCUCCUGCCCGUCUGCGAGUCCCGCAGAGGUGGAGGUCAGGGGACAGGUCCUGGAGGGUCACCAGGGGGACAAGGUGGCCAGAGGGGAGGCGGCACCCAGAGGGGUGUUGCCAUCCCUCCUCAGUACUCCCCUGGCUUACCAGCUCUCCCUCCAAUCAACCCCAAACUGAUCAACUCCCUCAGCAUUGCUGUCAUCCUAGUGGGCAACUCUAGUGAAGUAACUUUAGGGGUUGGACUUGAGAAAGAGGACUUUCUCCACAUCCCCUACCCUCCCAAAGUGGAGGUGGUCACCAUGAAUGAGACCGACCCCAAGAGUAUCAUCAAUCGGAUCUGCACACAGAUGACGAGGAAUUCCCUGCAGGGAGUUGUGUUUGGUGAUGACACGGACCAGGAGGCCAUCGCUCAGAUCCUUGACUUCAUCUCCGCCCAGACACACCUCCCCAUCCUGGGCAUCAGAGGAGGAUCCUCCAUGGUCAUGGCUGCCAAGGACGACAACUCCAUGUUUUUCCAGUUUGGCCCGUCCAUCGAGCAGCAGGCCUCGGUCAUGUUGAACAUCAUGGAGGAGUAUGACUGGUACAUCUUCUCCAUAGUCACCACAUAUUACCCCGGCUACCAAGACUUUGUCAAUAAGGUCCGCAGCACUAUCGAGAACAGCUUUGUGGGCUGGGAGCUUGAAGAAGUCCUCCUAUUGGACAUGUCAGUGGAUGAUGGCGACUCCAAGAUUCAGAACCAGAUGAAGAAACUGCAGAGUCCGGUUAUUUUACUUUACUGCACAAAGGAGGAAUCUUACACCAUCUUUGAGGUGGCCCAUUCUGUUGGCCUCACGGGUUACGGCUUCACCUGGAUCGUUCCCUCACUGGUGGCUGGAGAUGCAGACAAUAUACCCUCUGUCUUCCCUACAGGGCUUAUCUCGGUGUCGUAUGACGAAUGGGACUACAACACUGAGGCCAGGGUUCGUGAUGCAGUAGCUGUCAUUGCCACAGCGACCUCCACCAUGAUGCUGGAUCGGGGGCCACACACCCUACAGAAGUCUAGCUGCCUCGGGACGCCUGACAAAAAAAGCUCCAACACCGGCCACUCCAAGGAAAUCCUGAAGUACCUCAUGAAUGUGACAUUUGAAGGCCGAAACCUGUCGUUCAGUGAAAAGGGUCACCAGAUGUUCCCCAAACUGGUCAUCAUUCUUCUGGAUAAGGAUCGACAGUGGGACAGGGUUGGCAAGUGGGAACGAGGCUCUUUGACGAUGAGAUACCAUGUGUGGCCUCGCUUCGAGCUGUUCUCCACAGCGGAGGAGCAUGAAGACCACCUGUCCAUCGUGACUCUGGAGGAGGCCCCGUUUGUCAUUGUGGAGGACGUGGACCCUCUCAGCGGGACCUGUAUGAGGAACACUGUGCCAUGUCGCAAGCAGCUAAAACUCAGCAAUCAGACAGGUGAUUCAGGGAUUUACAUCAAGCGGUGCUGCAAAGGAUUUUGUAUUGAUAUCUUGAAGAAGAUCGCCAAGACGGUUAAAUUCUCAUAUGACCUUUAUCUGGUUACAAACGGCAAACAUGGCAAGAAGGUUAAUGGGACUUGGAAUGGUAUGGUUGGAGAGGUUGUGGUGAAAAAUGCGCACAUGGCAGUGGGUUCGCUCACUAUCAACGAAGAAAGAUCCGAGGUCAUCGACUUUUCUGUUCCCUUCAUUGAGACAGGGAUCAGUGUCAUGGUCUCCCGUAGCAAUGGGACUGUCUCCCCCUCCGCCUUUCUUGAGCCCUUCAGUGCUGAUGUCUGGGUGAUGAUGUUUGUGAUGCUGCUGAUUGUGUCGGCUGUUGCUGUAUUUGUGUUUGAGUACUUUAGCCCGGUGGGUUACAACCGCUGUCUGGCAGAUGGGCGAGAGCCCGGCGGUCCUUCCUUCACCAUUGGUAAGGCCAUCUGGCUUCUUUGGGGUCUGGUUUUCAACAACUCCGUCCCUGUGCAGAAUCCCAAAGGUACCACCAGUAAGAUCAUGGUGUCGGUUUGGGCCUUUUUCGCUGUCAUCUUCCUGGCCUCCUACACUGCCAACUUGGCUGCCUUCAUGAUCCAGGAGGAGUAUGUGGACCAGGUGUCAGGACUGUCAGACAAAAAGUUCCAGAAGCCUAACGAGUUCUCGCCACCGUUCCGGUUCGGCACCGUGCCCAACGGGAGUACAGAGCGCAAUAUCCGCAACAACUACCGGGACAUGCACGCUUACAUGACGAGCUUCCACCAGAAGAACGUAGACGAAGCACUGUACAGUCUGAAGACCGGCAAACUGGAUGCUUUCAUCUACGACGCCGCGGUGCUGAACUACAUGGCGGGUCGAGACGAGGGCUGUAAGCUGGUCACCAUUGGGAGCGGGAAGGUGUUUGCCUCAACUGGCUAUGGCAUCGCCAUCCAGAAAGACUCUGGCUGGAAACGAGCCGUGGAUCUGGCCAUCCUCAUGCUGUUUGGAGAUGGUGAGAUGGAGGAGCUGGAGGCCCUGUGGCUCACAGGGAUCUGCCACAACGAGAAGAACGAGGUGAUGAGCAGUCAGCUGGACGUGGACAACAUGGCGGGGGUCUUCUACAUGCUCGGGGCUGCCAUGGUCCUUUCAUUAAUCACCUUCAUCUGUGAACAUUUGUUCUACUGGCAGCUUCGCUUUUGUUUCAUGGGCGUGUGCUCCGGGAAGCCCGGACUGACCUUCUCCAUCAGCAGAGGUAUCUACAGCUGCAUCCAUGGGGUACAGAUUGAGGAAAACAAGUCAACCAUAGACUCACCCUCAUCCACCAUGAAGAAGAACAUGAACAACACCCACUCCAACAUCCUGCGGUUGCUCCGCACUGCCAAGGACAUGACUGCUGUCCCAGGUAUUAACGGCUCUCCUCACGCCGCUCUGGAGUACAGCCACAGCGGCCGUGAGUCCGCAAUAUAUGACAUCCAGGAGCAUCGGCGCAGUCUGGUGGGUCACCCUGCAGACUGCAAGUCAGCGCCACCGUACCUGCCUGAGGACAACAUGUUCAGUGACUACAUCAACGAGGUGGAGAGGACUUUUGGCAACUUGCCCCUGAAGGACAGCAACCUGUACCAGGACCAUUACCUGCACCACCACCCGGCCUCGGCUCUGGGUAUGUCCGGCCCCCCGCCCAAUAGGCCGCGUAGCUUAGGCAGCGCUAGCUCGUUGGAGGGGGGCAUGUUCGAUUGCGACAGCUUAGGGGGAGGGGUAGCGCCCAUCUUUACCACCCAGCCCCGCCCCUCCAUGACUCACAGGAACACCAGUAAAUUUGACCUGAUUGCCGGCCACUCCCCUGCGGAAUCCAACCAGGGUGGGUUCAAGGGAAGCAAUGUGUACGGCAGGUUUUCUUUCAAAGGAGGUGCUUCCAGCACGGGGCUCAUCGGGGGUCACGACAGGUACUGUGGCGGGGGUGGGGGAGGCUCAGGGGGUGAUGAUGGGAACAUUCGCUCUGAUGUUUCGGAUAUUUCCACGCACACUGUCACCUACGGCAACCUGGAGGGCAACAACAAGCGACGUAAGCAGUACAGGGACAGCCUGAAAAAGAGGCCGGCCUCGGCCAAGUGCCGACGGGAGCAGGACGAGAUAGAGCUGAGCGGCUUCAGGAGGAGACCCCACCACCACACCGUCCACCACCACUUCCCCCACGGACCCCUGGCACACCGCACGGUCUCACCUACCCUGGAGCGGAAGAGGGGAGGAGGAGGGGGUAAUUCUUCACCUUAUUUAUUCCGCAAAGACAAAGAGAACCUGAGGGAAUUCUAUGCGGACCAGUUCCGCUCCAAGGAGGGCAAGGCCAUGUGGGAGCAAGAGGGUGGAAGCGGAGGAAGCGGUGUGGGCGGUGGUAGCGGUGGUGGUAUCUGUAAAAGCUUAGUUCCUGUUGAAGACUUCCUGAAAGGUAAAGGCAAGAAGACGGAGUGUAAAGGUGGGCUGGGGUCAGCAGGGCAGCAGGCCCACACCUGCUGGGAGAAGGGGGUUUCAGGGAUAGGGGGUGGGGGCAUAGCAGGGGGGGAUUGGGAGUGUCGUAACUGCCACAGUGUUUGUCACCACAGUGGGGGAAUAGGGGGAGGAGGCACAUGCUCAGCUAGUGGGGCAGGGGGAACCAGCAGUCGCCCUAGCUCUGCUACCUGCAAGCGCUGCGACUCGUGUAAGAUCCAGCCGAGUAACCUUUACAACAUCAGCGAGGAUAAUAACUUGAUGUUCACUGUAGGGAAGAGUAGCGGAGGAUCAAGUCAGCCACAGACUCAGGUACAACGAAGGAAGCUAGGGCCAGGGGGGAGGGUGCUACGGAGGCAACACUCAUAUGACACAUUUGUUGACCUGCAGAGGGAGGGGGCGGGCCGGUUGGCAGGGAUGGGUGGGAGUGCAGGAGGGCAGUUUCCCCAGCCCAGAAGUGUGAGUCUGAAAGACAAAGACCGCUCCAUGGAGGGCCCGAGCCCUUAUGCUCACAUGUUUGAGAGGUAUUCAGGGGACAGGGAUUCUCCCAUGUUUGGAGGACUAGGUGGGGACAGGGCCAAAGGGGGCUCCUCCUUCAGUUUGUUCCGUGGCGAGAGUGGGUUGCAUCAGCGGUCGCUGGGGGAGAGAGACACGAGGGACAGCCUGAGGGACAGAGAGAGAGCUAUAAUGGGAGGUGGGGGCUGUGGUGGUGGUGGUGGUGGUGGUAGCAGCAGAGGGGCCGGGACUUACUCCUUGUCUAAAUCUCUCUACCCAGAUAAGGUGAACCAGAACCCCUUCAUCCCAACCUUCGGCGACGACCAGUGUCUAUUACACGGCGCCAAACCAUACUACAUCAAAAAGCCACAGACGCAGCAACAGCAGCAGCAGCAGCAACUUCUCAACAACAGCCGAGGAGGAGGGGACUUCCGCGGCUCCAUGGGAGCUGCUUCCUAUUUACCUGCAUCAGCCACAGCUGGAGUGAUGUCCAAUGUGGCCCCCAGGUUCCCCAAAGAGCUGUGUCUGGGUGGGGUGGGGAACCAUCAUGGGUCUGGCAAGCUACUGCCCGGAGGCAGGGACACGUUAGGUUUGGGGCAGGGACAGAGACCUUUCAAUGGUGCCAGCAAUGGACACGUUUAUGAAAAGCUCUCCAGUAUUGAGUCAGACGUCUGAGGGUGAAGAAAGAGAGAGAGAAGAUGGAGUGGGUGAAAAAAAGAGGGUGAUGGAGGGGAAAAAGGGGAAAAAGCACAGGCUGAUGUGUUCGCUGUGUGAGGAGAACAAACAGACACAAUUCUGUGUGUGUUGUUCUCACUUCACUAAAUGGAGCGAACUUGGACGAUGCACAGAGGCCACUGCAGGCUAAGCUGUGGUGAAGUCCAGCAGGAGACAAGAUUUUAAUGAGAAGAGAGGAUUCUGGUGCUGCUCCGACACUCAGAGAUAGAUAGGAAGGGAGGGAGAGAUGGAGGGAUGGAUGGAGGGGAAAAAGUGAAAUCAAAUCUCUGGUCUGCUCUCUUCACAUGUUUGUUCUUUCCCUCCUUCCAGCAGAUCUUUAACACCAAAACAAACAUUUUGUUAAGCAACGGAAAUACAAUCAUGAAUGAGAAAUCAACACUUCUGUUGAAGUUACAGGGUAAACUAAUAAUUGUAUCGAUAAUGUUAAUAAUAAUAUUAUUGAAUAUUAUUCCAGUGUUUAAUGAUGAUCAGUUGGAUUGUUUUUAAAUUUGAUUAAUUUAAAUAGUUCGUGUUAUAUAUUUGUAUGAUGUUAAUUCUUUCUUAACUUACCCAUAUUACAGGAGACUGCUAGAUCAGUUGUUAGUACAGAUCUUUUUGUUUUUGGCUUCCUGUAAUUUGGUCUCUUCUUUUCUUUAAUUCUUCACGUUUUAUUCUUUUAUACUUUUCCUACAUUUGAGUGCUGUGAAGUAUACGUAAAAGGCAUGACUUGCUGAGUACAUCUGUGUGCAUAGACAUUUGCAAAAAAGGUCUUUUUUACAGCUGCAAAAGCAACAUCAUCAUACUGAUUUGCCGUUUCCUCUUGCUUUUUUUUUUGUUUUUUUUUGCUUGGCAGUACCAAAAGGUCCCCACAUUUUGAGCUGGAUGUGCCUUAAAGGAUAAUACAGAUUUUAUAAACACUGACCUGCUCUGUUAGUAGACAGAUCGACCUUUUAAGAAUAUGUCAGUUGUGAUUUACGAUUGAAAAAUGCUUGAAAAAGUCUUACAUGGCUGGUUUUGUUUCAGUGCUUUAUCAGACUUCUCAACAUUUAACAAAUGAUUUACAUAAAGGUAAAACCUAGAAACUGCUGCAGUACAUGAAGCUUUACCCUACUGAAAUGAAAAAACACUAAAAGGAUCGUAAGGGUUAAAACCACAGAGCUAUGAUAAAAACAUUCCUGUCCCUGGGACGCCAGCCAUGAAAAAACUGAAGCGCUCUUUAAGAAAGAAUACAGUAAAACUAAAAUAAAGGCUUGUUAUUGCAGUAACAACACCACAGUUAAUCUAAGCAUCAUUACUCCUCACCUCCUAAAACCCCCACCAAUCAUGUUCUUGCUUAACAGAUGACCCAAAAACCAACUAUCCAUUAAAUAAACCUCUCUUAAUGUCUGCUUGUUGCUCUCAAUGCUUUUCAUUGGGUCUUGAGUCAAUUGGCCGUGACAGUUUUGCAGUGCAGGACAGGGACAUAAUGGACUCUCAGACUGAAGCCUCUGUUACUGGAAUGAGCAGCCUGGCAUGUUAAUUAUUUCAUGAUUAUAGACGUAAGCCCUGGCUGGCUGUUGUUCAUGGUCACAUUAAAAUGAUACUAAGAGUCCAAGGAGUAAAAAAAAAAAAAGAUAAUAGCAGGGUUGCUAUUACAAAACAUCCCAAAGAUAUCAGGAAUUCUACACGUGAACCUUACAAACUGAUAGCUUCACAUCACAAUACAGCCUUGUCAUGAUUUAAGACAUUUUUAGAAAUACACUUAUCUGCCUCCUUAUUUAAGUAGAGGAUCAGAUGAACUCCACUUAUAGGUUUUUACUGCAAAUGUUAAGCUAAAGCUAGGUGGCCAGCUUAACAUUCAAACCAACCAAGGACAAGAAGUGGCUUGGUUUAAACAUGACAAAGUCAUCCCACAAGUACAUCUAAAGCUGAUUUAUGAACAUGUUAUGUCUUGUUUGUCUAAUGUGUAGCAUUUAAUGAGACUUUGUCUGUCAAGAUGACAUUGCUAAGGGCACUAAUCUAAUUCUUGUGUACUGUUACAAAAAAGGAUAUAACGUGUUAAGUAAUGAGCUUUAGAGGUGCUGGUGGGCAUGUUGUGGUAUUGUUGGUGACAACCAGGCUCUCUUCCCCUUCUCCUGGUCGAGGUUAAGCUCUGGCGUUAUCUUGACCAUACAUGCUAUGUUAGAGAUCAUCUCACUCUGCAAUAACGCUUUAAAAAAAGAGUUUUCCAGGUUUUCAAGUGUGAAAGGAGAAGUGGGUUAUUUUAAGUCAUUCUUCCUCCUUGAAGUUUAACUAACACUUGAAACCAAAUGGAACAUACAGAAUGAUUUCAGCACGUACUGUAGCACUGAUCGUUGAUUUCUCCCUCCACAAAAGCAUGAUCUGUUUUUUAUGGUGAGACUGUGACGACAGGAGGAAUUUUCCAUCAGUCCUGUCAGUGUGCUGCAUGGAUUAUCUCCUCUGCAGACACUUGAAGAGAAAAAAACUAAAGAGGAAACAGCAUCCUAAAAGCAGGUAGUUUCAAGUCACAGGACAUCUCUGCUCUUACACAUAACAAAGACAAACAUACAGAAUAACUUGUGUUUAAUUCACAGCUCUACGGUCACUCUAUCAAAGGUUUGAACUCUUCAUUUCAAGAGUCAUCACUUAAAUUAGUCUCUUCUUGGUUUUACUGAACUACAUUUUAUAACCUAAGCACAAUUUGACCGACAGGGUCUGAUAUCUAGAUAUUCAUACAUCCUGGUCCGAUUUUUACAUUUUUCUUCUGGUUGACAAGUCAGUAUGUAUGAUAUUAGGAGGUCAAUGGUGUUUGUGAGGACUUGCAUGUAUACACUUUUUCUUUAUUUGUUUUUAAUCUUAACUUUUAGUCCAACAAACAUGGGUGUUCUUUAACAAUAUUUGAAAUCUUAUCAGUUUCAUGAUGAUCCAUGUAGUACUGUAGGUGUGUAUGCGCGUGUGUGCUUGUUUGUGCAAGAGAAGAUGCCAAUAUUACAGUCAGUAUUUUAACCAAAAAUGGCUAAAUUGGAGUAAAAACUUGAGUAGGAUAAGGAACAUUUUUUAAAAAUUAUUACUGUUAUUCAAAGAUCAUUUUUUUGUAAAUGGUUUUAAACAAGGUUGAGGUCUUGCUUUCUACAUUUUGUCACAGAACAAGCCUUCUUCAUUUAAACUAUUUUCCCUUUGAAUAUCUUGAUAUGUUUCUUUUUUCUGUUCUUGUAUGUGCCUGAUUACAUACGCUUGAUUACCUCUGUGUGUGCUCAUAUGGAAGAGAGGCAGAGUGUGUGUGAGAGAUAACUGUUUAUUGUAAAUGUAUUAUAAAACUGUUUGUAAAUACUUUACCUCACACUCAUGGACUUUUGAUAAAAAACAAACUGUAAAAAUCACAGAGAAUAGAUCUAUUUGGAAUAAAUCUUUGAUUCAUAUAGGUCCCCUUGCAAAAUUGCUUUUAUAAAGACUUGAGGCCAGGAUGUGUGCAAUCAUUUAUAAUAACGGAGAAAAUGUGCGCAUUCAAUAGGUGGUGUUUUUUGUUUUGAUGUGGUCAAAGACCAGCUAAGACGGUUGUUUUCUCCAAAGGAAAAAUUGUAAAGCUCCAUCAUCCAUCCAACACUCAGAAAGCACAAUAGAUGAUCUAUCUACGUUAUUACCAGGAUAGUCUUUUUUUUGUUGGCUCAUCUUCUGUUUUUGCUUUUGCCACAGAAGAUCGAUCUCCACCCCCUGAGCUGUACAGAUUGUGAAAUAUGUACAUAAGACAAAAAAAUCUAGUUCACCCUCACCUUUUUGUAUGGAGAGAAACUACUUGUGUGAAGAGAGUAUUUCAAACUUGAUUGAAUAUUUAGUAAUUUUGAAAAUGAGAUUAAACACAGUAAAUGUGAAAAUAAGUGCUGAGAAAUAUUAUUCUUCUGUCUCUUUGGAAUAAAAGUGUUGAGUAUUAAUAAAAAAUAAGAAAUCUCACCCUUUUAUGUCUAUUUUUUACUUGUUUUCUACUGGUAUGAUUGUGUUCACAGGCACAGGACAACAACGUUUCAUGGGUUUGUGUGUGACAACUGAAUGAGCUCAUGUUGUUACAGAUCAUAUUCUAAGAGUCCCACAGGCCACAAAAAGGAUGUGAGGUAAUGACUGCGGCUGAGCAUCUUCUUUUCUUCGUUCCUCUUUUCUUCUGUCAUCAUGUGAUGUAAGCACCGCACUGGACAAGUAGUCACAAGAACGAGUAAAUGAAAGAAGUCUGGUGAUAAAAGAUGGAGGGGCAGGGAUUAUUGAAGAGAAAUAAAAGAGUGAUGCAAACUGAAGCAUGCAGAAAAGAUCAAAGUCUCCUCUCUCGUCAGACUCUUUUACUCUGACAGCCUCGUCCAGCAACAGGAGUUAUUUAAAGAAACCCGCAGGUUGGAAAAUGUACAGAUGCCUUCUUGUGGGUGUAGAUCUGGUGGGAGAAUUUUUAACAUCUGCAGUCGGCUGGAUGCUGACACAGACAGAGGUGCGACGCUAGAAGUAAUCUCAUAAUCCAUUUUAUCUCCUGCUUCGUCUUACAAAAAAAUCCACUGUUUAGUAUUUCUCCUCUCUGCCAUCUAUCCUCUUCGCUUCUUUACCAACCCAACAACCCCGGGAUGCAUCGCAACACAUGUAACUACUUCUUGACAAUUAACUGUUACCUAGCAACUGGCUCUUUUUCCAGAGAUGGGGGUGGGGGUGACAAGGGGAGAGGAAGUGAGGGAGGGGUAGAAAAAGAGAGGCUGAGAUUUAUACAGUAUUCCCACCACAUUUUGACUGGAUUGGAUGCAACAAUGCAUUGACAAUACAAAACCAAAAUAGGAAAGUACAGCCUGAGCUCAACGCCCACACAUGGCAGCGUAGAGAGGGAGAGGAGGGGGCUGCUUGAUCUACAGAUUACAGUAUGGUUAA
This is a messenger RNA of Cheilinus undulatus (humphead wrasse), 11364 nucleotides long. It is a transcript of the gene grin2bb, whose product is annotated as glutamate receptor, ionotropic, N-methyl D-aspartate 2B, genome duplicate b. The transcript is spliced from 16 exons. Gene Ontology annotation, cellular component: postsynaptic membrane; plasma membrane; NMDA selective glutamate receptor complex. The coding region runs from base 1141 to 6453 and encodes 1770 amino acids. NCBI's taxonomy places the organism in Eukaryota, Metazoa, Chordata, Actinopteri, Labriformes, Labridae. The record is from RefSeq and is a predicted model, not a curated record. Gene Ontology annotation, biological process: excitatory postsynaptic potential; monoatomic ion transport; long-term synaptic potentiation. Gene Ontology annotation, molecular function: transmitter-gated monoatomic ion channel activity involved in regulation of postsynaptic membrane potential; NMDA glutamate receptor activity.